CCGAUGCCAGCCCAUCUGUCCCACGUGCCAUUUUUGCCCGCAUAAUUUGCCCCUUUCCCAUUCUGACCCUUUCCAGCCUAUCAUCUCUACGAAGUUAGCUUGUUGUAAUUCAUGAAGAAGACGGCCAUUAAGGUCAUUUCACCUUUACAAUUCGUCUCAUUUUCUUGGCCAGUCUGUCCGAUCUCCAAUAGAGCCUCCAAUAAGAAGAAAAUCCUACUCUCCCCCGGCUCCACUCCUGGCCUCCUCCACCAAGAUCACCGGAGAUCAGAGGCAGCCUGAGACGGCCAUGGCCAAGUCCAUCUCUCCGAAACUCAUUUGUGCUCUGCAGUUCCUUCUAUGGCUGCUGCUACCCCAGGUGAUCUCCUCCUACCAGUACAAAGUCGGAGAUUUAGAUGCUUGGGGAAUACCCACCUCUGCCAAUCCUCGCGUCUACACCUUCUGGACCAAGAACCACCUCCUCAAGAUCGGAGACUCACUCUUGUUCCUGUACCCACCAAGUCAAGAUUCAGUGAUUCAAGUCACGGAGCAGAACUUCAACGCCUGCAACAUCACAGAUCCGAUUCUGUACAUGAACAACGGCAACUCUCUGUUCAACAUCACCUCUGCCGGCGACUUCUACUUCACCAGCGGAGUUCCCGGCCACUGCUUUAAGUCUCAGAAGCUCCACAUUACCGUGCUCUCCGCAAAUGGGUCUGCUUCAAUACCCCCCUCUGUUUUGCCCGCAACUUCUCCUUCUUACCCCACCGUCUUCGGCUCCAUCCCCACCCAGUCUUCUACUUCCCCGCCGCGGUGGGACGUCGGCUUCCCGCUCUUGGUCGCGGCUGCCGUCGGAUAUGCCUUGUGGCUGUUGUAAUAUUUUCUCAGAGGAUUUUGGAUACCCGCAACACUCGAUCAUUUGGUGAUGAGGUUUAAGGGUGGUUUUAAAUUUGUGGAUUUGAGAUUGGACUGUGGAAGGGAACGCAUCUGGGGGUUCUGUAGUUGGGGGCGAUUCUGUCGUCUUGGUUCAAAUUUUCUGCCCACCGUUUGGAGAUCAUUGAAUUGGUUUAUAAUUACAUGAGAUUCUUUUUGUAAUGUAAGAGAAUAAACUGUUUUCUCUUCGAAUUUUAAUUUCUUCCAAAAUAGCUAUGCAUGGAAGAACUGUUUUCAUUGUCUUGGAUAAAUUGUAGUAUCGUACUGUUAUUAUUUCGAAUUUUGCACUGUUGGCUUUCGAGUUUUGUUAAAUUUAAAUUAAUUUCUCA
This is a messenger RNA of Malania oleifera, 1238 nucleotides long. RefSeq names its product early nodulin-like protein 8. Gene Ontology annotation, cellular component: plasma membrane. The transcript is spliced from 2 exons. Lineage: Eukaryota; Viridiplantae; Streptophyta; Magnoliopsida; Santalales; Ximeniaceae. The coding region runs from base 287 to 853 and encodes 188 amino acids. The record is from RefSeq and is a predicted model, not a curated record. Gene Ontology annotation, molecular function: electron transfer activity.